Molecule: messenger RNA, 1530 nt
Organism: Morus notabilis
Lineage: Eukaryota; Viridiplantae; Streptophyta; Magnoliopsida; Rosales; Moraceae
Exons: 8
Coding region: 78-1289 (403 amino acids)
Source: RefSeq, a predicted model, not a curated record
CUUAUUUUCCGUUUCCUCUGUGGCUUCUGUCGCUGCAGCAAAAGCUUUUAGAGAGAGAGAGUGAAGAAAUCGAUUAAAUGGUGGCAAUGGCUUGUAGGCUUCCGGCGCAGCUCGCGACGCCGGGAAAACUCCAUCGCUCAACAAAAGCUUCGACGUGCCAUGGCGCACUCUCAUUUCGGCGCACUUUAGCACCCGAAGCUAUCGGUUCUUCUCUCUCUUCCGCUCCUUCCUCCUCCAUAACUCUCACUGGAAGUUCUUACAAGAGACCUCUAGUAACAUGUACUGGUCAGACAUCUGUUGGAGCUGUGAAUCUUGCUCCGGGCACGCCGGUUAGGCCGACAAGUAUACUUGUGGUGGGUGCUACGGGGACUCUUGGCAGGCAGAUUGUGAGGCGGGCACUCGACGAGGGCUAUGAUGUCAGGUGCCUUGUCAGGCCUAGACCAGCCCCUGCUGACUUCCUCCGCGAUUGGGGCGCCACUGUGGUCAAUGCAGACCUUAGCAAACCAGAGACAAUUCCUGCAACACUGGUCGGGAUUCACACGGUUAUCGAUUGUGCUACUGGAAGACCAGAGGAGCCCAUAAAAAGGGUAGAUUGGGAAGGAAAAGUCGCUCUUAUACAGUGUGCAAAAGCAAUGGGAAUCCAGAAAUUUGUAUUCUUUUCCAUUCACAACUGUGACAAGCACCCAGAAGUCCCGUUGAUGGAGAUCAAAUAUUGUACUGAGAAGUUCCUCCAGGAGUCUGGCCUAAAUCACAUUAUUAUAAGGCUAUGCGGUUUCAUGCAAGGCCUUAUUGGGCAGUAUGCAGUACCUAUACUAGAAGAGAAAUCGGUUUGGGGUACUGAUGCUCCUACUCGAAUUGCUUACAUGGACACACAGGAUGUAGCUCGUCUGACAUUUAUAGCACUGCGAAAUGAGAAUAUUAAUGCGAAGCUUCUCACAUUUGCUGGUCCCCGUGCAUGGACGACUCAAGAGGUGAUAACAUUGUGUGAGAGACUUGCAGGGCAGGACGCAAAUGUUACAACAGUCCCAGUCUCCAUCUUGAGAUUGACUCGUCAGCUAACUCGGUUGUUUGAGUGGACGAAUGAUGUUGCCGAUAGAUUGGCAUUUUCAGAGGUUCUUACAAGUGACACCGUUUUCUCCGUUCCCAUGGUGGAGACAUAUAAUCUACUUGGUGUGGAUGCAAAAGAUAUAGUUUCGCUAGAGAAAUAUUUACAAGAUUAUUUCACAAACAUAUUGAAGAAAUUGAAAGAUCUCAAGGCACAGUCAAAGCAAACGGAUAUUUACUUUUGAAGGAAAGGAACCAUUUUGCAAUAUUGUAAAUGAAGCCAUGUAUGUAUUAACAAGUCUUGUGCCACAUACCACUCAUGUCGAGGUAUUGACUCAUUUUGGUCACCCCCCCUUCUUGUUCUUCUUUCAAAAUUUUCAUUUGGAGAGAGAAAAUUUGUUGAAUGCCAGUGUGCUACUGUAUUAAGAUUGCUAAAUGCAAAGUCUCCAUAGUUUUGAUGUUUAAUCUUUCAUAGUCUGCCGACUA